Pocillopora meandrina is the source of this 3500-nucleotide messenger RNA. The record is from the annotation of a GenBank genome assembly. Lineage: Eukaryota; Metazoa; Cnidaria; Anthozoa; Scleractinia; Pocilloporidae.
AUGCUUCUUUUCAGGAUAAAAUUACGGCCGCGAAUGCUGCGAGACGUUUCUCAACAGGACAUCUCUGUCACGGUUCUAGGCCACCAGCUUAGCAUGCCAAUUUGUGUGUCACCUACUGCUUAUCAAGCAAUGGCACAUCCAGACGGGGAACUGGCCACAGUCAGAGGUAAACUAACAGUUCUUACACUGAAUUCCGACUAAUGCGACCAGAUCGGGUUUUGCUAACCCGAUAAAAAAUUUAAAGUCUCUCAAUUACAUUGAUUACGAAAAAGGCUACAUCUCCUAACGUACUCUGAAAUCUUCCACGCUUGAAGUGGUACAUUAUAGUUGGAUGGCAUAGCAGGGCUAAAAAUUACUGAAUUUAUUUAUCCUUAAGACAACUUAGAUUCCCAUUCAUUGUCGUUUGCAGAGAACGUACUACGUACAUACGUACUCUUGUCACUAAGCAGAGACAAAGCUUUGUCGUGAUAUUGCUGUUUGUCCAUAACCACAACACAAUUACCCUUGUCAGCAGAUAAUACGAGCCUGUCCGGAUCCUUUUUGAGAGCUAUAAGCGCAUUGAAAACAUCCUUUUGAAUGUUUUUGGGAGGGGGUUUAGCACGCCUGAGUAUGCUACUUACUUCUGCUGUUACCAAAUGCCUACGAUCGUCGUUGAGUUGAGAGAUACUCUCCUCAACAGUGGCGACAAUUUCGGCAGUCGGUAUUUUGCGAGGAGCAAUAGCAAACUUCGGACCCUUCUCUAAACCACUCCGUUCCAGCGCGGAUAACUCCUUGGAGGAAAGGUUCAUGACCCAUUUAUCUUUCAGAGAUGAGCCCGAAUUAACAGGAGACCUCUUACUGAGCAAGUGACAGAGUUUUCUGUCGUGUUUCUCUCUCUGUUUGGUAAACGUCUGCAGUUCUAUCGAACUGCAGAACUCCUCGACCCAGGAGGUUUCGGAGUUGUUAAUCAAAGCAGAGAGUUCACUGAGUGAACGAGAGAAUAACGCACGCAAACGCAGUAUGGAACUGUGACAUUCAUCUAUUCGUAGCUUAAGAAAUGAAAAACCAGUACGGACCAUGAGCUUGUAUCCUUUAGCACUCCGUAAAGGAGGCCGAAAUCUCAAACUCGAUGGAAGCACAUAGUUUUCUUUACAACGGUGAUUGAAAUACAAAUGACGGCGAUACUUAGCAAUGCGGACUCUGAUGUUCGCGAGCCGGUUGACCCUUGUAACAACAGUUUGACCAUACUUUUCUCGCAAAUGAAAUAUAUUAAAGUUCACACUGCAACCAGGUGGACAAUCAGACAUAGUUUGAUGCUUCUCUGGUUUGCAGAUUUAAUGAAUGUAACCGAAGAAGUUACAAUUCAUAGACCCAACGUCUAACGUCCAACGUUACGGAACCCAUCAAGAGAAUUUUGAAUAGCCACAACGUUAAAGUUGCUCAAAAACCUUUUCAGACUUCGCCAAACCCAAGGAUCCUGUCACGAAAGAACAACGAACCGACGCCAUUUAUCCUAUUCCUUGCAAUGACUGUGACAACGAAUACAACGGACAGACCAAACGUCAGUUUGUUACACGGUUAAAAGAGCACCAAAAAGCGGUUUUCCUUUGCAAAAAGGAAAAUUCAGCUUUAUCGGAGCACACAUGCCUAACUAACCAUACAAUUGGGUGGGAUAAUUCUAAAAUUAUCACCACUAAUCGGCGUUACCACCAGCGCCUUUGUUUGGAGGCUUGGCAUAUUAACUCCGCCCACGCUCCUUUAAAUCGUGACGAUGGCGGUUUGCUUCCUGACGCCUAUUUACACCUCGUUAGAAAAAAGGCCGCUAAUUAGUGAUCAUAUAAAAGGACCUCUUGUUGCAGCGUUUAGAUCACCCCUGAUGAAGGCACUAGACAGGAGUGUCGAAACGUUGGGUCUAUGAAUUGUAACUUCUUCGGUUACAUUCAUUAAAUCUGCAAACUAGAGUAGCAUCAAACUAUGUCUGAUUGUUUUAUUUCAUCUCUCUUUCAGCGGUUAAGUCUGUAGAUACAGCAAUGGGUUUAAGCUUAUACUCCACAAACAGUCUUGAGGACGUCGCGCGGGAGUGUCCGAACACGAUCAAAUUCAUGCAGUUGCAGUUUUACAGUGAUCGGCCAUUUAUGGAGCAAGUGGUAAAACGAGCGGAAAAAGCAGGCUACAAAGCAAUUUUCCUAACAGUUGAUAUUCCGGUUUAUGGUAGACAUAAAGCCAGGCGCAAUUUUCACCUCCCGAAACAUCUGAAGUAUGCUAAUUUCAAAUCGUUACAUACGGAGAAAGGACUUCGCACUAACGAGGAGAUUGAUAAUUAUAUUAUCAAUGCAUCUGACGCCAGUGUUGACUGGAAGACAUUUGACUGGCUCCGUUCGAUUUCGUCCCUUCCGUUUGUUCUCAAGGGAAUACUGACUCCAGAAGAUGCUUGUCUCGCGGUGCAACAUGGGGCUCAAGGAAUUAUGGUGUCAAAUCAUGGAGGACGGCAAUUAGAUGGUGUCCCGGCCACUGUACGUUGAUAACUGAUACGAAAUUUUCGAAAGACACCUUUAUUUCUGCCUCGGAGUUAUGACUAUUAAAAUAUUUCAUUUGUUCUCAGAUUGAGGUGUUACCCGAUAUAGUGGAAGCCGUGCGAGGGACUGGGAUCGAAGUGUAUAUAGACGGUGGUGUGAGACUGGGCACUGAUGUUCUAAAGGCCCUUGCUUUGGGGGCACGAGCAGUGUUUGUUGGCAGGCCAGUUAUCUGGGGACUCGCAUAUAAGGUGCCAAACUGGUGUGAAUUUUUUUGUUUAGACUCGCAUUCAAUCGUUUUUUACCACGAACCCUUUGAGCAGGGUACUUUUUCCCCUAAAAGUUUUGUUUUUGCUUUCGUGAGUUUUUCUUUUCUACGUCAGUUUGUUUCUCUUAUUCAUCUAUGUUUUCAGCGUAAAAGAGAUAGAAAUGCUACCCGUGGACUUCGGACAAAAAAUAAAAUACUUAUCAUGGUGUAACAUAGUCUACCACCGGUGCAGAUUUGCACCCACUCGUUUUCCAGCACGAAAUUACUUGUAUCGUUCUUUUGUUCUCUAAAGUCAUGUUAUUUAAUAUGAUUUCUUUUAUUUCGAAUCGUUAUAUAAAUUAUUUUUCUAUGCCAUUUUUGCAUUCAGACCUCGUUGAUCCCAGGGUGAAAUCUUUUUUGACAAACAAAUCAUCCAAUUCAAGAGGAUUAGAGGAGACGUCAUUAAAGAUAAUCAACAGGCCCCGUAACUGUGCAUUCUCUUGUCUUUGUUUUUUUUUUUUUGUUUUUUUUUUUAUAAGGGAGAGCAGGGUGUAAGUAAAGUCCUUGAAAUGCUCAGAGAUGAACUGAAGGUGGCCAUGGCUUUGGCAGGUAUCAUGUUUGAACUUGUAACUCGCAAAAGUCGACUGAAUCCAUCAACUUGGGUCUACCCGUUAAUUCAAGUACAAACGCAAGUUUUAUUGACUCAGGUUUUACAAAAGCUUUCUAAGAAGGUGACCUGCUUCUGCUUCCGAUAUAAAUGA